Lotus japonicus is the source of this 1025-nucleotide messenger RNA. Its product is annotated as metacaspase-9-like. The transcript is spliced from 3 exons. Gene Ontology annotation, biological process: proteolysis. Lineage: Eukaryota; Viridiplantae; Streptophyta; Magnoliopsida; Fabales; Fabaceae. Gene Ontology annotation, molecular function: cysteine-type endopeptidase activity. The record is from RefSeq and is a predicted model, not a curated record. The coding region runs from base 1 to 1020 and encodes 339 amino acids.
AUGGUGGUGUGGCCAGCGGCAGUGGCUCUCAUGGAAGAAGAAGAAGAAGAAGAAGAAGAAGAAGGAGGCGCAGUGAUGGUGGAUGUGUUGCAUGGCUGCAUAAACGAUGUGUUGGCCAUGAGGGACAUGCUUGUGAAGCGUUUUGGGUUCAAUCCGAAAAACAUUGAGCUCCUCACAGAUGAGCCUGGCUCUUCAUCACCUAUGCCUACUGGUUCCAACAUUAAGCAGGCAUUAGCUAGCAUGAUUGAUCAAGCUGAAACAGGGGAUGUGCUUUAUUUUCAUUAUAGUGGACAUGGAACAAGGUUCCCUUCAGAGAAACUUGGCCACCCCUACCACCCCUACCGCUAUGAGGAAGCAAUUGUGCCUUGUGACUUGGUUUGUCUAACUUUCCUCUUAAACAUCCUAUUUGGACUUCACUUCAGGCAACUGGUGAACAAGCUGCCAAAGGGAACAAGCCUCACAAUUCUCUCAGACUCAUGCUAUAGUGGUGGCCUCAUUGACAAAGAGAAGGAACAAACUGGACCAUCUUCACUGGUUCAUAAAAAUAACUCAUCAUUGAAACUCACUAACACCCCCAAGACAAUCCCUUUUGAGUCCAUACUUCAACACCUCUCAUCACUAACAAACAUAGACACCACAAAUAUUGGAACCCAUCUGCUAGAAUUCUUCGGCUUCGAAGCCAGUUCGAGGUUUCAGCUCCCUUCGCGUGAUCUUGAUUUGUUGAACUUGAACCAACCACUGAGGCAUGAUGAGAGGAUUCUGUUGAGUGGUUGCCAAGCUGAUGAGACCUCUGCAGACAUUAAGCUGAAUGCGAGUGGCGGAAAGGCGUAUGGAGCAUUUAGCAAUGCGGUUCAGAUGGUGUUGAAGGAGAACCCGGGUCAGCUGAGCAAUAGAGAAGUUGUGAUGAAGGCCAGGAAUUUGCUGCAAACACAGGGAAUUGUGCAGCAUCCUUGCCUCUAUUGCAGUGAUGAGAAUGCUAAUGUUGCCUUCUUGCGACAACAUCAGAACUCAGAUUUAUGAAAUGU